GUACACAGGUGGCGUAUUUACUUACAAUCGAAUGUUGGAAAUGUUUAUUACAAUCUACUUUGUUAAGAGACGUGAGGAAUAUCUUAGGUAUAAAAAACAUCUGUAGGAUGUGGAGAAGACUAUAGUACAGAAUACAUAUGUAAGUUUUACAAUUUUGUGUUUUCUCUCUCUCUCUCGCACACACACACCACGCGUACGUCUGUAUAUCUAAAUAAAAAACAAAACUCUAUAACAUGCGAUUUUCCAUCAUUUUUCGUUUCCGCGCUGUGAAAAAGCUGGGUGAUACUUGAAAAAAAAAAAAUACUGUCGUUCAAGCCUUACAUGCGUUCAAUGGUCGAACUCUAACCCGACACACACCUGUACGAGGACGCUUCAGCGUGCACUUGCCAGCGACACCGCGAAAGGUUGAAAAGACCGCCUUUCCACAAACUCUACAUAUCGGGGACCCUCCUGACUCCCCCAAGCGGUUCCUCGUCAGUUUUUCUGUUACUUUUCUCGCUGCAGUCGAGGGAGGUGUGAGGAGCGAAGGGAGUUAUUGUGAACAUAUGCAAAUUGGCACGUGAAGUCACGUGACCUGCCGUGUCGCGGGCGCGGUGUCGGGGACGCGAGUGUCGAGGGUGAGUGGCGCAGUGGAAACAGCCGGUGAGUGGGGCAGCAAUGGCUGCUCCCGUCUGUCUAAUGGAGCAGAGUUACUCGUGUCAUCAGGCGUAAAGCGGGAAUAAUACACCUUCCAUCCAGACUUGGACCCAGAAGGGACAUCGCUUUGUUUGCUGUUUCGCCCCCCCCCCCCCCGCGGGGGGAAGACCUCCCGUUGGCUUUUGAUCGAGAAGUCAUGGAGGAACUUCCAUUUCACCGGUACUGCUGGUUAAUUUUGUGGCCUGCCAUGCUAGGAGCCCGUCUGUUGUGUUUUGUUUGUGUUGACGUGGGCUGUUAAAGUCAACAGAACUUCAGGUUUGGUGGAUCCCGGCAGCAUGGAGUACCGACAGGGACGGUCUAGGCAGUGUAAGGAUCGCACCACCUCUGCGACAAGGACCAUCGUGUCACCUGUGACUCCCUACGGCAGCGGCAAACCAAAGUUAAAACAACACACCGACUGGAAUGGGGUGCUCAUGGAUCUCUUCGGCAUCGAUUCCCCACAGACCGUGGAGUCCACGCACGAGUCCACGAGCUCUGGGAUCGCCUCUGACGUCCCCGCCUACUGUCCGCCUCCUGUCGCCCUCUCUACUUUCAAGGGAGACCAUCCAGGUCCCAGGGGACAGAACUACGCCGUCAAUGGCUACUUUUCCGACCGCAAUUCUCAGGACUCCGGCACUCGAACGGCCUCUUGGGCCAGUUCACCCAACCCUAAAGCCUCCACUCCCACCCCGAUGUCGGGACAACAACAGUAUCAGUUCGGACAUAAUCAUCGGUUAUCGCCGGCCUCACCCUUGGCGUACAAAUCCGCUACGCCCCCCGCCCAUUGCUACGGGUCGGGGUCAGGAUCGGGGCCGAGCGAGUACCAACCUCGUGAGGUGGACGUUGAGGCCCUGCGGACUAGACUCCGUUUCAUGGACUUUCAGGACACGGCCAAGGUGGUGAGGACGACGACGAAGGGCAAGCACCCGUAUCUCCGGCCUUCUCCUUUUGAGCGCUUGACGGACGAUGUGUUGUUGAAAGUCUUCUCUCACCUGCCCACGGACCACCUGUGCAGAUGCGCGCGAGUGUGCCGCCGGUGGUACCACCUCGUGUGGGACCCCAGCCUGUGGACUAGCAUCGUCAUCAACAACAGUGCAAUAGAGGCGGACCGCGUGCUCAAGUACCUGACGCGACGGUUGAGCUACAACACGCCCAAAGUGUGCGUCAUCCUCGAGCGCGUCAACCUCAACGGCUGCGAGCAGCUGACGGACAAAGGUUUGCACACCGUGGCCAAGCGCUGCCCCGAGCUGCGCUACCUGGAGGUGCAGGGCUGCACCAAGCUCACCAACUUGGGAGUGUUUGAAGCCGUGUCGUACUGCGUCAACCUGGAGCACCUGGACGUUACAGGCUGCUCGGAGAUCACCUCCAUCCGCUUGAUGUCAGGAAUCCUGGCGGAGGGCACGGCGGCACACCUGCAGCUCAUCUACCUGCGCUACCUGGACAUGACAGACUGCGUGGGGCUGCAGGAUCCCGGCCUUGGACUCAUCGCCGCACACUGCAGUCAGCUGCAGUUCCUCUUCCUGCGGCGCUGCGUGCGCAUCACGGACCAAGGUGUGCAGCACGUGGCCAGCAGCUGCUACUCGCUGCGCGAGCUCAGCAUCAGCGACUGCCGCGGAGUUACGGACCUUGGGCUGCGCGAGUUCCGCCUGGGCGAGAGCCUGCGCUACCUGAGCGUGGCCAAGUGCGACAAGGUGUCGGACCAAGGGGUCAAGUACAUCGCGCGGCACUGCAGCAAGUUGCGCUACCUCAACGUGCGCGGCUGCGAGGCCGUGUCGGACCACUCGCUGCAGCAGCUGGCCCUCAACUGCCCGCGCCUGCGCUCGCUGGACAUCGGCAAGUGUGACGUCACGGACGAGGGUCUGCAGGUGCUGGCGCAGUACUGCCCUCAGCUGCGCAAGCUGAGCAUCAAGUCGUGCGAGGCUGUCACGGACAAGGGCGUGGUGCUGGUGGCCUACCACUGUCGUGGCUUGCAGCAGCUCAACAUCCAGGACUGUCACCUGUCGCCUGAAGCCUACCGCACGAUCAAAAAAUACUGUCGUCGGUGUCUUAUCGAACACACUAAUCCAGCCUUCUGCUGAUAUGUUCUAUGUUCUUUCACAACCUACCCACCCCACCGCUACCCUUUGGAUACUCACACGGACCUGCGUGACUCGUUCAGCUGCAUCACUUCGUUUACAGUACUUGUGUUCUGCGAAAACAUUUGACAAGGUAAUGACAGCUGUGCGACGCUGGCUACCGCUCUGAUCCCACAGACUUGUUGCAAACAGUUGACUGCAUUUCAGGGUUUAUCUUCUGCGUUAUUGCAGUUUUGACAGAAAUGUGUACUAGAUAAUUAAAUAAUGGGGGACCACUUGCUGCAAAAAA
Molecule: messenger RNA, 3039 nt
Organism: Pomacea canaliculata
Lineage: Eukaryota; Metazoa; Mollusca; Gastropoda; Architaenioglossa; Ampullariidae
Product: F-box/LRR-repeat protein 7-like
Biological process (GO): SCF-dependent proteasomal ubiquitin-dependent protein catabolic process
Cellular component (GO): SCF ubiquitin ligase complex
Molecular function (GO): protein binding
Source: RefSeq, a predicted model, not a curated record